AUGGUUUCCGUCAACAGAUCGGAUGUUCUUCACAACAACCAUGCCUGGAUUGGCAGUGCGGGGGCUGCCAGCCAUGAUCUCCGAAGCGACACCAUGACAACCCCCACGGCCUCAAUGCUAGCCGCUGUCCAAAACUGUUCUCUUUUAGACGAUGUCUGGAUGGAAGACACGACGACGGUGGAUCUGGAAAGCCAUUGUGCCACCCUAACUGGGAAAGAGGCUGGUCUUUUUGUCCUGUCGGGGACGAUGGGAAACCAGCUAGGGCUGAGGACACUCUUGACACAACCCCCUCAUGGGGUUUUGUGUGACCAUCGCUCCCAUAUUGUGAAAUAUGAGGCUGGAGGGGUCUCAUUCUUAACGGGCGCCUUGGUAAAGGCAGUGGUUCCAAAAAACGGAGUGUAUCUUACUCUGGAAGAUGUCAAGUCGAACGCAUACCUCGACGACGACGUCCACACAUGCCCCACGCGCGUCAUCAGUCUAGAGAACACGCUCAACGGCAUGAUCAUGCCGCUGGAAGAAGUCCGCCGAAUCUCUGCCUUUGCUCGUGAACACGGCAUCAAGAUGCACUGCGACGGUGCGCGGCUCUGGGAAGUCUCGGCCUCCGGGGCCGGCAGCCUGGUCGACUUUGCCGCCUGCUUUGACACAGUGACUCUCUGCUUUUCCAAAGGCCUUGGCGCCCCUAUCGGGAGCAUCCUAGUGGGCAGUAAGGAGGCGAUCAAGCACGCGCGCUGGGUGAGAAAGUCCAUCGGCGGUGGGUUACGGCAGCCAGGAGUCAUAACGGCUGCUGCCCGUGUGGCAGUCGAUGAGACAUUCGGAAAGGGGCCGAACGGCGAGGGCGGCCUACUACGCAACACGCACACGCUCGCACAAGAGGUGGCCAAGAUGUGGACAGACCUCGGCGGCAAGCUCAUAUGCCCAGUGCAUACGAAUAUGAUCUGGGUCGACUUGGACGAUGCCCAGUGCCCGCCAGCUAUAUUUGAGGAGCUCGGGAAAAACGUCGGUCUUAAACUUUUUGGCAACAGGUUGGUCUUGCACUAUCAGAUCUACGAGAACCGCGAUAGCGUCGUACCCAAGCUUGCCGAGGUUUUUAGAGCCGUGUUCGAAAACAAAGGUAGGGGCGACGGUACAGUUCCCGAAAAGGGUGAUGGAGAGGGGUCCAUGUAUCGGUCCCAGAAAUGA
This is a messenger RNA of Dichotomopilus funicola, 1179 nucleotides long. Its product is annotated as pyridoxal phosphate-dependent transferase. Gene Ontology annotation, biological process: glycine biosynthetic process; L-threonine catabolic process. Gene Ontology annotation, molecular function: L-allo-threonine aldolase activity. NCBI's taxonomy places the organism in Eukaryota, Fungi, Ascomycota, Sordariomycetes, Sordariales, Chaetomiaceae. The record is from RefSeq and is a predicted model, not a curated record. Bases 1 to 1179 code for a protein of 392 amino acids. The transcript is spliced from 3 exons. Gene Ontology annotation, cellular component: cytosol.